AUGCUGGCGGGCAAGGUCGCCCUGGUGACGGGCUCCACGCAGGGCAUCGGCCUGGCCGUGCUCAGGGCCCUGUCCCAGGCGGGCGCGGACGUGGUCAUGCACGGGCUCGGCGACGCUGACCGAAUCAACGCCAGCGUCAAGGAGAUCAGGGCGGCAGCUGGACCCGACCGCCGCGUGGAGUACAGCGACGCGAACCUGCUGGCGCCGAGCGCCAUAAAGGAUAUGGUGGGGUGGGCCCAGCGGGAGAUGGGCGGCCUGGACAUCCUCGUCAACAACGCCGGCAUCCAGCACGUGGCUCCCGUCCAUGAAUUUCCGGAAGACAAGUGGGACGCCAUCCUGGCAACCAUCCUCUCUUCAACCUUCCACGCCACCAAGUGGGCCCUGCCGCGGAUGCUCGACCAGGGCUGGGGCCGGAUCAUCAACACGGGAUCCAUGCACGCCCUGGUGGCCUCGCCCUACAAGUCCGCCUACAACGCCGCCAAGCACGGCGUGGCGGGCCUGACGAAAACCGUGGCGCUGGAAACGGCGCGCAGCGGCGUUACGUGUAACUCCAUCUGCCCCGGCUACGUGCUCACGGACCUGGUGAGGAACCAGCUGGAGGCCACGGCCGCCGCGCGGGGCAUACCCAAGGAGAGGGUGGUCGAGGACGUGCUGCUGGCCGACCAGCCGACGAAGAAGUUCGUGGGCGCGGAGGACAUCGGGGCGCUGGCCGUGCACCUCUGCGGCCCAAACUCGGGGUCGAUCACCGGCGCGUGCCUGUCGAUCGACGGCGGUUGGACAGCCCGGUAG
Ostreobium quekettii is the source of this 789-nucleotide messenger RNA. NCBI's taxonomy places the organism in Eukaryota, Viridiplantae, Chlorophyta, Ulvophyceae, Bryopsidales, Ostreobiaceae. The record is from the annotation of a GenBank genome assembly.